AUGGAGGAAAUCAAUAAUAAAACAGUAAGAACAUUUUGGAAGUCGGAAGAUAUCGAUGUGGUUUUCAGCCCAUCCAGAGGCAACUCAGGGGGUAUCCUCGCCAUAUGGAACACAAUGGAAUUCAAACUGAAAUCUCACCUUGUGAUGCAGCACUGGAUUGCAGAGCUUCAACUAUUAGAAAUCACAGCAACAAACAAAAGCUUCACCUGGUUCAGAUCACAGUCAAAAAGUGUUCUUGAUAGACUCAUAGUAUCAUCAGAGUGGAUCACUCAAUUUCCAUCUAUGAAAGUCGCAAUCUUAAAGAGAGGACUAUCGGAUCAUUGCCCUCUUCAUGUUCAUACGCACACGAUGGAUUGGGGUCCGAAGCCUUUCAAAUUUCACAAUUGUUGGCUGGCGGAUCCAAACUGUCUGAAAUUAAUAAGGGAAUCGUGGACGAAGCAAGCAAAAGGAACCAUGCCUGAAAAGCUCAAAGCAAUAAAACAGAACCUCAAGGAAUGGAAUUGUUCCAAUUUUGGCAACAUUGAUGCAAACAUAAGGCGCCUGGAAGAUGUUAUUUCAGAAAUUGAUAAUCUGGGUAGACAAAAAGCUCAAUCAGACUUAUGGGAGUGGAUGAAGCGAAAGGAAGUAUACUGGGACAGCAACCAGGAUUACGUGGCUUAA
Beta vulgaris subsp. vulgaris (sugar beet) is the source of this 660-nucleotide messenger RNA. RefSeq lists its product as uncharacterized. The coding region runs from base 1 to 660 and encodes 219 amino acids. The transcript is spliced from 2 exons. The record is from RefSeq and is a predicted model, not a curated record. Lineage: Eukaryota; Viridiplantae; Streptophyta; Magnoliopsida; Caryophyllales; Amaranthaceae.